UCCUGCCUCAGCCUCACAAGUUGCUGGAAUUACAGGCGUGCACUACCAUGCCCUUUGUUGUUUCAGUAUCUAAUAUAGGUCGCUACUUGUGCGUUUAAUUGUCAUGCCUUUUCCAACCUGUGGUUAUUUACCUAAUCCCAAAGUAUUACCAUGGUACUACCAUGGUAUUUAUAAAUAAAAUAGUAACUAUACAGUGGAAAAACUCAGCAGGUGCCACCUGAAGCAUACAAUCAACUACCAAUGUUAACAUUACUGGUAAUGAGACUUUGAUGUCAACUCCCCAUGAUGUAGGCCGAGGACACAUCACUUCUGGUGCUGGUGCCAGACGUGCAGUCUUGUCAAAGCGAAAUGUUGAGGGAUAUUGACAAAACUGACCAGUGUUCCUCACAAGUGUCCUGGUCCUGAAGGUCAGAAACUCAGAAUUUUUGGCAAGAAGAGGACCAGGUGAUGCAAAUGCACAUUAACGCUCAAGAAAGACCUCCGUGCCAGGAAAUAAAGGCCCAGAACCUUGUUUUGUGAGUUGGUGAGUAGGUGCUCAGGAGACAUUCUAGAUGAGUUUGCAAUGAUGGUUUUUUUAUUGAUGGCAUUCGGUAUGGCUUAUUUGUCUUUUUUCCUCAUAGUUGUCAUCUGUACUAUGUAAAUCACCCAACCUUAGUUCCAUAAGUAAAUUAAUUACAUGACACGGAAGUCUUUGACUUUUAAACAUUCAUGUAACUUACAGUACCCCUUCAGCUGCUGAAAUCCUGAAAAACAUUUUCUCUGGAAGAAAAUAUUCUUGGGGAGAAUAUAUACUGAGGAUCUCUACAAGAAUGUCCAGAUAAAAGCUUUAAAAAGUCCUCAUACGCAUGAGUGAAGUGCUAUCCUGUGUGGAUGGAAUAAGUCAGUGGAGCUUGGAACUGGCCCUGGAUCCCAGUGGAGGAGCUAGCGUCUCUGCAGCCUGGAGCCUGGAAAUAUUCUUGAAUUAAAAUAUAACGGAACAUUGACAUACACAAGCAGGUGACAGACACCCAGCGCCCUGUGAGCUGGACCCCUGCUUGCGGGCCGGCCCCUCUCUGCUCCUUCUGGAUGAUGUCAGAACAGGACCUAGCGGAUGUGGUUCAAAUCGCAGUGGAAGACCUGAGUCCUGAUCAUCCAGGUACAGAGCUGUGGGACAUUGUCCUGGAGAAUCAUGUAGUGACAGAUGAAGAUGAACCUGCUUUGAAACGCCAGCGGCUAGAAAUCAAUUGCCAGGAUCCCUCUAUAAAGUCUUUCCUGUACUCCAUAAACCAGACAAUAUGCUUACGGUUGGAUAGUAUUGAGGCCAAGCUGCAAGCCCUGGAAGCUACUUGCAAAUCGUUGGAGGAGAAGCUGGAUCUGGUCACCAACAAACAGCAUAGCCCUAUCCAGGUCCCCAUGGUGGCGGGCUCUCCACUUGGCGCCACUCAGACCUGCAACAAAGUGCGAUGCGUCGUCCCCCAGACUACAGUAAUACUCAACAAUGAUCGGCAGAACGCCAUUGUAGCCAAGAUGGAAGACCCCUUGAGCAACAGGGCACCGGAUUCCCUGGAAAAUAUCAUUAGCAACGCUGUUCCCGGGCGGCGGCAGAACACCAUCGUGGUGAAGGUGCCGGGACAGGACGACAGCCACUAUGAGGACGGGGAGAGCGGCUCGGAGGCCAGCGACUCUGUGUCCAGCUGCGGCCAGCCGGGGAGCCAGAGCAUCGGGAGCAACGUCACCCUCAUCACCUUGAACUCGGAAGAGGAUUACCCCAACGGCACCUGGCUGGGCGAUGAGAACAAUCCUGAGAUGAGGGUGCGCUGCGCCAUCAUCCCCUCUGACAUGCUGCACAUCAGCACCAACUGCCGAACGGCCGAGAAGAUGGCGCUCACGCUGCUGGACUACCUUUUCCACCGUGAGGUACAGGCCGUGUCCAACCUCUCCGGCCAGGGCAAACAUGGGAAGAAGCAGCUGGACCCGCUCACCAUCUAUGGGAUCCGGUGUCACCUUUUCUAUAAAUUUGGAAUCACGGAGUCUGACUGGUAUCGAAUCAAACAGAGCAUUGACUCCAAAUGCCGGACAGCAUGGCGGCGAAAACAGCGAGGCCAGAGCCUGGCGGUCAAGAGCUUCUCGCGCAGGACUCCGUCCUCGUCCUCGUACAGUGCCUCAGAGACCAUGCUGGGUACCCCACCACCCUCCAGUGAGCUCCAGCAGCCGCAGCCGCAGGCCCUGCACUACGCCCUGGCCAACGCACAGCAGGUGCAGAUCCACCAGAUUGGAGAGGACGGGCAGGUGCAAGUAAUCCCACAGGGCCACCUCCACAUCGCCCAGGUGCCUCAAGGGGAGCAGGUGCAGAUCACGCAGGACAGUGAGGGCAAUCUACAGAUCCACCACGUUGGCCAGGACGGGCAGGUGCUUCAGGGUGCUCAGCUGAUUGCCGUGGCCUCCUCAGACCCUGCCGCAGCCGGAGUGGACGGGUCCCCUCUCCAGGGUAGUGAUAUCCAGGUGCAGUACGUCCAGCUGGCACCAGUGAGUGACCACACGGCCACAGCACAGACGGCCGAGACCCUGCAGCCCACCCUGCAGCCUGAAAUGCAGCUUGAACAUGGAGCGAUCCAGAUACAGUGAGGCAGGAGGGACCAUCACAGCAGGACUGCACUGGCCUGGCUCAGCCGACGGCCUUGGUCUCCACGUGCCCUGUUCUCACUCUGACCUGGAAGCGACUGUGCGGAUUCUCUGUGGCGCAUCCAAAAGCCUCCUCCUGCACAGGGUGCCCUGGCUGUCCCUGCCAAGAGGGCCCUGGUUUGAGUCAUGCUGCUGGGUCCGGAAGGGGAGCACAGCACCGAACACGUUGAGCACACUUGGAAAGUCAAGAAUGACGACGUUUUGUUUAAACAGCUUUUUUUAAUUUGCUAUGGUGUUUAUAACAAAAAAGAAAAUCGGAAAAAAAAAAAAAAGAAAAACAGUGGCGUAACAGAAGGCUUUUGCUGUGUGCUCUUUUCAGCGCCAUGGAGACGUGUUUGCAAGAGACGGCUAGCGGUUUUGAUGGAAAGAUUGCUUACCUACUUUUCUAGGGGGAUGCUCUCCCACACACUGUAAUUAUGCAUUUUUAAUGAAAUAAAUUGUAUUUAUGACCAAGGCA
Messenger RNA from Marmota flaviventris (yellow-bellied marmot), 3118 nucleotides. The record is from RefSeq and is a predicted model, not a curated record. Lineage: Eukaryota; Metazoa; Chordata; Mammalia; Rodentia; Sciuridae.